GUAAAAUGUGACAGGUUUCCACCUGUAUUGACGCAAAAUCACUCUGGUGAGAGACGAUUUUGAAUUGCCCGUGAGACUCAUGGUUGCUCGUUCAUUCACACAAUAACGCGCUCUAUUUUUUUUCUUACUAUUAAAAGGAAGCUGUCGAGACAGAUAUCGUGAUUUUUUCCAGCUCAGUGUUUGGAUCAAAUGUAAUUGGACUCAUGUGGGCAUGUACGACUGGCACGAAGCCACAAUGAGAUCGGUUCAAUCUGCUGCUGUGAGCUUUUUUACAUUGAAUUUAUGUUUGAUGUGGAUAUUGUUCACUAUAUCGAUAACAACAAUCAAAGCAGGGCUGGAGCGCAGGCCUUCAGAAGACUGUCAGCUGGGUCACUUUCCAUGUGGCAAUAUGAGCAUUUGUCUGCCACAGGUUCUGCACUGCAACGGAAAAAACGACUGUCCCAAUGGAGCUGACGAAGACAAUUGUGGGGAUAACAGUGGCUGGGCAGACCUCUUCGACCAGACAUUCAAAAGGGUUUAUCCACAAGAGCUUUCCACAGAGUGCCAAGUGGAGCAGUAUCCUGAUCGUUGCCAGUGCAUUAACAAUAAGAUCCACUGUGUGCAUGUCAGCUUGAGAUCCGUUCCGCAGGUGUCAGCGAAUGUUACCUUCCUAUCGUUGAAGAGCAACGAGAUUCGCAUGUUACCCGAUAAAGCCUUCAACAAAUACAUAAAACUACAGAGGCUGUUUCUCCAGGAUAAUUGCAUUCUCACUGUUUCCAUUCACGCUUUUAGUGGACUAUAUAAGCUUGAAAAACUAUCUUUGAGCCAGAAUUGCAUCUCCUUGCUUUCACCUGGAGUCUUCAGUGAUCUUCAUAAGCUCAAGUGGUUGAUUUUGGAUGACAAUCCCAUAACAACAAUUACAGCCAACACAUUUACUGGUCUGAGUUCCCUCUUCUUCAUGUCAAUGGUAAAUACCUCUCUAGAACAGCUCCCCCCCGCCAGACUCUGCACCCAUAUGCCCUUACUCAGCUGGCUGGAUUUUGAGGGGAAUCGUAUUACGACAUUGGGCUUGUCAACUUUACUCGCUUGUGAACAUCUUACUGUGCUGUCACUGAGAGCCAAUCUCAUCAAGAGUUUGCCAGAGAAAACCUUCCAAUCCCUGCACAUGAUGGGAGACCUGGAUCUGUCCAGUAACUUGAUAAAGGAACUGCCAAUCAGUAUUUUCAAGGAUUUACCCUCAUUGCAAAUUCUGAAUCUGUCCCACAACCCACUGGACCACAUCCACCCAGGCCAAUUUAACCACCUAAUUCAGCUCCAGUCUCUUGGCCUGGAGGGAGUGGAGAUCCCAAAUAUCCAGACAAGCAUGUUCCGGACCAUGGAUAAUCUCUCCUACAUAUAUUUCAAGAAGUUCCAGUACUGCUCUUACGCCCCACAUGUCCGGAAGUGUAGACCAAACUCAGAUGGUCUCUCAUCUUUUGAGGAUCUGCUUGCUAACGUGGUCCUUCGUGUGUCUGUGUGGGUCAUGGCUUUUAUCACCUGCUUUGGGAACCUCUUUGUUAUCGGGAUGCGGACUGUCCUGCGAGCUGAGAACAACCUGCAUGCCCUCUGCAUCAAGGUUUUGUGCUGUGCAGAUUGCCUGAUGGGGGUCUAUCUGUUUUUUGUGGGGGUCUUUGAUGUGAAGUUCCGUGGCGAGUACAACAAGAACGCUAAGCUGUGGAUGGAGAGCCUGGAGUGUCGUACUAUUGGCUUCCUGGCUAUGCUGUCCUCCGAGGUUUCCGUCAUGCUGCUCACUUACUUGACCAUAGAGAAAUUCCUAGUCAUUGUUUUCCCUUUCAGCCACCUGCGACCAAGCAAGUGCCAAACAUUUGCCGUCUUGACUUCUAUAUGGCUGCUAGGUAUCUCUAUAGCUGCAGUGCCUCUGCUUAAUGAGGACAUGUUUGGGAAUUAUUACGGACACAAUGGAGUGUGUUUCCCUCUUCACUCUGAGCAUCUGGAAAAGCCCAUUGCAAAGGGAUAUUCCACUGGAAUUUUUCUUGGACUUAACCUGGUGGCCUUCCUCAUCAUUGUCGUCUCCUACUCCAGCAUGUUUUACUCCAUCUACAAAACAGGCAUUGAUGCCACAGAGCUGCGUGGACGGCUGCACAGGGAUGUGGCUGUGGCACAUCGCUUUUUCUUCAUCGUGUUCUCUGACGCCCUCUGCUGGAUUCCCAUAUUCCUGGUCAAAAUCCUCUCCCUGCUGGAAGUUAAGAUACCAGGAACAAUCACAUCAUGGGUGGUGAUCUUCAUCCUUCCCAUCAACAGUGCCUUGAAUCCCAUCCUGUACACGCUGACCACCAGUUACUUCAGAGAGCAGGUGGAACUUUUAUGGUGCCAUAGACAGCCAAGACUCAAACAGGACCGCAAGAGCUUCACCAGCUCUGUUAUUUACAUGGAUCCCUUGAGGUCUUCUUACUACCACACACAUACAUCUAUCUUAGUCAUAGAUGCCAGUUAUAGAUGAGGAUAUUCUAUAUUAUGGACAUUGCAUUUGUCUGUAGUGUAUCUACAGAGUUUUCAGAGAGCCGGAGCACUUAAAGACGAUGUCCUGGUAGAGCCUCUUUGCUGGUGAUCCUAAUCACAGAAUCAUGGACUGACUGUAAUCAGAUGCCAUAUUAAAGACAUACAGUAGAUCAAAUAUCUACAUGUUAUGGUUGGACAAGAAUGAUAAAACAAAGUGCAAGAU
Molecule: messenger RNA, 2701 nt
Organism: Rhinichthys klamathensis goyatoka
Lineage: Eukaryota; Metazoa; Chordata; Actinopteri; Cypriniformes; Leuciscidae
Gene: rxfp2b
Product: relaxin family peptide receptor 2b
Exons: 18
Coding region: 212-2479 (755 amino acids)
Biological process (GO): G protein-coupled receptor signaling pathway
Cellular component (GO): membrane
Molecular function (GO): protein binding; G protein-coupled receptor activity
Source: RefSeq, a predicted model, not a curated record